Molecule: messenger RNA, 132 nt
Organism: Histoplasma mississippiense
Lineage: Eukaryota; Fungi; Ascomycota; Eurotiomycetes; Onygenales; Ajellomycetaceae
Exons: 2
Coding region: 1-132 (43 amino acids)
Source: RefSeq, a predicted model, not a curated record
AUGUCAGCUCUUGGCAGUCCACCACCUAGCUUGCGGAUAGCCGCAAGGGUCAGGCCAGUUCAAAUCAAGUUGGAGUGUACUGCCAAAUACGGUGGGCGUUCUAAGGACACGGAGCGAGGGCAAGAUGUAUAG